AUGGCGACGAACCGGACGGGGCAGGGCAAUGCGACCUUGAAUUUGAUAUCGAAUCUAGUGUUUGCUGAGAGCAAGUCAGUGAGGACGUCGACCAUUAUUCUUGCAGCUUUCAAUGUGCUGGCUGCAUUUGCGACCGCUGCCAGCAUAUUAUACGAUUGUUACUGGGCGUCGAAGAGGUGUAAUCCGAAGUUCAAAGCUUCGAAAUUCUGUGUAUCGUCGAUACAUCCUGCAGAGACAUUUCCUUUGAUCCUAUCGAUAGGAAUUGUCAUUCAAGGACUCGUGUUUGCAGGUGUUCAAGGAGAAGGAUUGGCAUCUUUAUUCACAACAGGCUGUGAGACGAUAGCACAGUUCAUGUGGCCUGCUCUGUUUAUAGUGCCAUACCUCCAACUGGUGUUCGGCUUGGAGUGCGCGAUACGAUCAUUGCGAAGUAUACCAUUUCAAGGGAGAGGGAAAUACGAUGUUACGAUAUGCCUUGUUGUCGUUUUUGUUAUGCUGAUUGUCACCUGGAUUCCAUCGAACAUCUACAAGGAACCAGACACAUGCUUCGCCUCGCUGGUAUGGUUCAUUACAAGAUAUGGAGAGUUGGGAUUUGUGCUGUUGUCGGUCGUGGGUGGAUUGAUGAUUAUUAGUGCUCUCACUAUUUUCAUCAGACUAUCCACAGUGAACCUAAUUGAUCAGCAUCAACGAAUUGCUGCAUCGAGAAUGGUUUACUACCUGGUGUUGGGGAUUGUAUCGAUGGCAUUCGUACUGCCAUACUUCUUUUCCUUGAUUGAUAGAGAGGGUGAUAUUAAGUUGGCCAUGAUGGCAACUGUUGUGUUGAAUCUUUCUGGGCUGAUGAGUGGCUUAUUGCAACUCUUCCUCCGAUCCAACACAGCAACGACAUCCUUUGGUCCCAAGGCUGGUCGCUCGUGGGAUCGUGGCAAGCACGAGAUCAGAAUAUUUGGACCAAAUGAGCUGGCGAUGCACGCUCAACUGGUCAACCCAGUCACUGGGCCUAGAACACCAGUAAGCAGUCACGAGCUCGAUAACCGACAAAGUCGGACAGAUAGUCGAGCCAGCUUGAUGGGUCCAGAGAAAGGACGAGUCAUCAGCAUGGAAUCUCUCCAUAGUCCAGCAUUCCGAUCACCAAAACGAUACGACGACAUGCCAGCAUUACCUGAGGCAUCAUUCAACAAGUCACCAACACGAGCACAUGCUCGAAAACCAUCAUACUCAUUAUUUCCAGCAGAGGGCAGCAGUCCCACAAAACCACAACAGCCAGUCUCUGUAUACGACAUUAGCGACUUGGCUCCUCCACCUCCCGUAUAUGGGAACUCGAGACACAGAAGAGAUUCCUCCAUCGCCUCAUCAGCAACCGUGCAAAUCGGCCUGCGGAUAUCGCACGCCCCUGCACCUUCACAAGAAGACCUAGAUAGUCUUCCCCUCCCAUCAACAACCUACAAAUCUCGAGCAGCCGCACCGACCUCACCCUCAUCACUAGCCUCUUCAGCAUACAGCUCCUCACCCUUACCAUCAACCACCUACUCCGCUGCUCCCAUCCCAAAACCCGCCCCACCACCCUCACCAUUAAGACUACAAACCGACUUCGCAGCUCCCGCUCCUCCACCCCGGAGUCCCAAACGACCCUCGCCAGCCCCAGCACCGAUCGUAACCCGCUCACCAGAACAAAGCCCAACACGCUCCGCCGCAUCAGUAAACAAAACCCUACCACCUACACCGAAAGCCUUCCUCCCCUCAUCCGUCACCUCGACACUAGCUCGCGAGUCAACCACGCAAUUAUCGCCAGCCGUCUACUCACCGGCCAAGAACCUGCCGGCGAAAAUCAAAACCGCCGCCACGGUUGCGGGUGGUCCCAUGUCUGCGAAUCCGUUGAGGAGUCCUAAGACUGGCGCUGUGGGGAGGAGUAAUUCUCAACGGAUAGCGGCGAGCAGUCAACAGGGUGUUGCGAAGGCGGAUUGGAUAUGA
This is a messenger RNA of Mollisia scopiformis, 1965 nucleotides long. RefSeq lists its product as uncharacterized. The record is from RefSeq and is a predicted model, not a curated record. Bases 1 to 1965 code for a protein of 654 amino acids. The transcript has 4 exons. NCBI's taxonomy places the organism in Eukaryota, Fungi, Ascomycota, Leotiomycetes, Helotiales, Mollisiaceae.